UCGUUAAUGAACGAUGCAUUCCUAGGUUUCACGUCUUCAGGGAAAUAUGGUGACUGAGGGCUGAAGGGGUUAAGGAGGUGUAGCCGCCGGUAAGAGCUCCAGCCAGAAAGAUCUCCAACACAACUGAUGUGAGACACGCAGUCCCAGUGAGCAGCGAGAAAAAAAGACGCUCGACGUGCAAGAGGAAACAGAACAGACACAUGGCAACAUCACACGGCUUGAGCGCUCAUCUGAAGAGUUGCGCCUCCGCACCCUAAAUGUCACCAAGUACGCGCACUCAGGACUCUUCAUCCUGAACCGGAGAGGACGUCACAGUUUAUUUUUCUUUCUGACACCUCGCGGACACGGAGGUGAACCCUCGGAUAAAGUGGAAGUGGCAGUGUUAGGAUAAGCAGCUGAUGGAUGAAGUUGUCUGGGCGGCGGCGCGCUCUCUGUCGUACGUAUAGCGCCGCGCACUGCUGAGCGCUUUCUGACCCGGAGAAGCGCAUCACCGACCCGGCCACAGUGUGCUACCAUGCCGGUGAGACGCGGACACGUGGCUCCCCAGAACACUUUUCUGGAUACCAUCAUCAGAAAAUUCGAAAGUCAGAGUCGAAAGUUUGUCAUAGCCAACGCAAGGGUGGAGAACUGUGCCAUCAUCUUCUGUAACGAUGGCUUCUGUCACAUGUGUGGCUACACGCGGGCCGAGAUCAUGCAGAAACCAUGCACCUGUGACUUCCUGUAUGGGCAAAACACCAAACGUCUGGCCAUCGCGCAGAUGGCGCAAGCCCUGCUGGGCUCUGAGGAGAGGAAAGUGGAGAUCACACUCUACAGGAAGGACGGUGUGGGUUUCCUGUGCCUGGUAGAUGUGGUGCCAGUCAAGAAUGAGGAUGGUGUGGUGAUCAUGUUUAUUUUAAACUUUGAAGUCAUGAAUGACGACCGACUACGCAACCAGAACCAGGGGCUUAACCAUCGCCUGCCUCUCCCCUGGUGUUCCACAAUGCGAGCGCGGCGUAUCCGUCUACAUCUGCCUCUCCUUCAGUCGCACAGUAAUAGCAAAUCAUCCGUACACGAGGAUCCCGAGGCUGCCCGCAGCGCCAGUAUCCCCGGCACUUCAAGCUCCCGCCUGGGCAGCAGUCAUGAAUCUCUGGCCCUGGGCGAGCUUCUCUCGUUGCCCGAACGUGAGCAGGUGUGUCUCUCUGCCACCACCCCUUCUGCCGCAAUGUCGUCCUCACUGUGGCCUGAGGACAGGCGCACUCUCCUGGGAAGCGAGUCCACACCACCUCCUCCAGCCCCUCCACACCCAUCCACAUUGCCCCUGGGACAGUCCUCACCCCAAGCACACAGGCUCAAUCCAGACUCGACUUCCAACUGCAGUCUUACAAACAGCCGCUCGCGUGAGAGCUUCCACAGCAUGCGACGCGCGUCCUCUGUUGAUGACAUUGAGGCCAUGAGGCCUGAAUGGGAACGGAAACACAGCGUGCGACCCACGAGCAGCAGCACUGGUGCAGUGAACAACAAAUCCAGCAUCCUGAACUCUACCUCUGAUUCAGACCUAAUGCGCUACCGGGCCAUCAGUAAGAUCCCCCAGAUCACCCUUAACUUUGUGGACUUUAAACCUGAUCCCCUCAUCGCUCUUCCUCCAGGGGAGAUGGACAUCAUCGCUCCCUGCAAGCUCAUCGACCGCACACACAACGUCACAGAGAAGGUCACACAGGUCCUGUCGUUAGGUGCAGAUGUCCUCCCUGAGUACAAGCUGCAGGCGCCGCGUAUCCACAAGUGGACUGUGCUGCACUACAGCCCCUUUAAGGCUGUUUGGGACUGGCUCAUUCUGCUGCUGGUGAUCUACACGGCCAUUGCGACACCAUACAGCGCCGCCUUCAUGCUGAGUGAUGCGGAUGGGAGCCAGUCGGUCUGUAAUUACUGCAGCCCGCUCGGUAUAGUGGACCUCAUUGUUGACAUCAUGUUCAUCAUCGAUAUCCUUAUCAACUUUCGCACCACCUACGUUAAUGCCAACGACGAGGUAGUGAGCCAUCCUCUGCGCAUUGCUGUGCAUUACUUCAAAGGCUGGUUCCUUAUUGACAUGGUGGCUGCCAUUCCUUUCGACUUGCUCAUCUACCGAGCUGGGGAAGAGACAACCACACUUAUCGGCCUCCUGAAGACGGCGCGGCUCUUGCGGCUGGUCCGAGUGGCACGUAAACUGGACCGCUACUCGGAAUAUGGUGCAGCUGUGCUGUUUCUCCUUAUGUGUACCUUUGCCCUCAUUGCUCAUUGGUUGGCCUGUAUCUGGUACGCCAUCGGGAGUGUCGAGCGCACUGGUGCUAUUGGCUGGCUCCACACGCUGGGAGAUCAGCUUGGGAAACCUUACAAUAACUCCGAUCCCAGGGCAGGCCCCACAAUCAAGGACAAGUAUGUGACUGCUCUCUAUUUCACCUUUAGCAGCUUGACCAGUGUGGGGUUCGGCAAUGUCUCACCCAACACCAACUCAGAGAAGAUAUUCUCCAUUUGUGUCAUGCUUAUCGGCUCGCUAAUGUAUGCUAGUAUUUUUGGGAACGUGUCAGCCAUCAUACAGAGGCUUUACUCAGGUACUGCACGCUACCACACUCAGAUGCUCCGGGUCCGAGAGUUUAUUCGCUUCCAUCAAAUCCCCAACCCGCUCAGACAGAGACUGGAGGAGUAUUUCCAACAUGCCUGGUCCUACACCAACGGCAUUGACAUGAACGCUGUGCUGAAAGGCUUUCCUGAGUGUCUACAAGCUGACAUAUGUCUGCACCUAAACCGCACACUCCUUCAGAACUGUAAAGCUUUUAAGGGCUCUACUAAAGGUUGCCUGCGAGCUCUGGCCAUGAAAUUUAAAACCACCCAUGCUCCUCCAGGUGACACGCUGGUCCAUGCUGGUGAUGUGCUCACAGCCCUCUACUUUAUUUCCCGUGGAUCUAUCGAGAUACUACGUGGGGACGUUGUUGUAGCCAUCUUGGGUAAAAAUGAUAUAUUUGGAGAGCCUAUAAACCUCUAUGCUCGACCAGGCAAGUCCAAUGCUGAUGUCCGGGCUCUGACCUACUGUGAUCUACACAAGAUCCACAGAGAGGAUGUGCUGGAGGUGCUGGACAUGUACCCUGAGUUCUCGGAUCACUUCUGGAGCAAUCUAGAAAUAACCUUUAACCUGAGAGAUACCAACAUGAUUCCUGGGUCACCAAGCAGCGACGAGUCUGACUGUACCAGUUUCAACAGACUCCGCAAAAGAAAGCUUUCCUUCAGGCGGCGAACAGAAAAAGAUGAUGCAGAUGCAGGAGAGAUCAAGAAGAAUCAAAAGUGUACACGGCGGAACAGGAAGCAGGCUAGGAGUAACCAGAAUGAAGGACUGAAGCCAGACUGGGAGGGGCCUCAGAGUUCCAUCUCCUCACCAUCCAGUGAUGAUGAGGGGGGAGAGCUUGUUCAUAUAUGCCCCACUCCUCCAACAGCACUGCUGGAACUCUCUCAAGCUCAAGGCACUUCUGGGAGCUUUAAUGACAACCCUGAGGGAGAGGGAGAUCCUAAAACAGGCAACACCUGUAAUGCUCUAUCAGGUGCUUUCUCAGGUGUGUCCAACAUCUUUAGUUUCUGGGGUGAGAGUCGGGGACGGCAGUACCAGGAGCUGCCCCGCUGUAACCUCCCAUCCUCGCCAUCACAGCACAACACCCCUUUACACAGCAUCUCAAGACAGCAGCAUAGCCAGCUAGAGAACAGACUGGACAUGCUGCAGAAACAACUCAACAGGCUGGAAACCCGAAUGUCCACAGACAUCAGUGCGAUAAUGCAGUUGCUCCAAAGACAGAUGACGCUGGUGCCGCCAGCUUACAGUACAGUUUCCUCACCACCCCAAGCGUCACUGUAUCUUAGCCCAAGUCCAUGUUCUGGAGAGAGACUCAGCCAACCUGUUACUCCUCCAGGGUCUGAGAGACUAGCCUCAUUCUCACAGUUUCUGGACCCUCAGGACUUUGAGGAACUCCCCGGCAAGUCAAGUGACUCCCCCUGCUCUAUGACAGAGCUGCAUGCAGCAGAGAUGCACAUGCUUAGACCGAGUGAUGUCCCCCUGCAGGUUUUGUCCAACCUGGAGCAUCAGACUGAAUCUACGGAGUCCAGUAGUCAACGGCGGUUCUCUCUUCAGGAUUCACACACUCCUCUGGACACACGGACACCGCAAAGAUACAGCUCUGAUCCUGGAAGCUAGGGAGGAAGGGAAAGAGAGAGGAUGAGGAAACGAUGUGUGAGGGGAGGAAACAUUAAUGGAAUGUUGCUUCCCGUUCUCCUGUCUCUCACCUAGUUUCAGUCGUCGACUCUCUUUGUUUCUGGCUCAUUGGUGGGCUCUUCCAUAUGUUGCUGGUUUGCACUGAAAAAGGCUGGAUGUGAAUUAAAGGAGGAAA
This is a messenger RNA of Trichomycterus rosablanca, 4382 nucleotides long. RefSeq names its product potassium voltage-gated channel, subfamily H (eag-related), member 2b (gene kcnh2b). Gene Ontology annotation, cellular component: plasma membrane. The transcript is spliced from 16 exons. Gene Ontology annotation, biological process: potassium ion transmembrane transport; regulation of ventricular cardiac muscle cell membrane repolarization; membrane repolarization during action potential. Gene Ontology annotation, molecular function: inward rectifier potassium channel activity. Bases 515 to 4189 code for a protein of 1224 amino acids. The record is from RefSeq and is a predicted model, not a curated record. NCBI's taxonomy places the organism in Eukaryota, Metazoa, Chordata, Actinopteri, Siluriformes, Trichomycteridae.